CCCGUUGGAGUGGGAUGGGCCGGGGCAGGAGCAGGAGCGCGCGCCAGGUUUUCGAAUCAGUCGCGCGGGCUUUCCGGGAAAGGGGGCGGGAGGCGAGCGAGGGCCGCCGAGCGAGAUUGCUGGUGCGCACGCGCAGCCUGGGAGGCAGGAAGGAAGGCACGCAUGCGCACCGUGGAAAGGAACGGGCGGGGCAGAGGGAAGGGGAGAGAGCGAGCGAGGAGGUCCAGCUGCGCAUGCGCAGACUCUCAAUGUCAACGCCGCUUUCCCCAAGGUUAGGGGGCUGCUGCUGGCGUCUGGGGAUUUCUUCCUGCUCUGCACGUUGUGAACCAGCCCUCAGGGGCCUGGCUGGGUCGCGGUCUGUGGGCGGAGGGAGCAUGUGGCUGGGGGGAGGGAGUCAGCGGCCCCCCCGCAGUGGGUGGUGCCUGGUGACCUUUGACCUCUGUGACUGGUCCCUGCAGGCCUGGUGACCUCUGACCUUCCUGCAGCGGUCAAGCUGGGUGCACAGAUCGACCUUUGAACCCUGCGCGGCGGCCAAGACUCCCUCGGUGCUGCCAUCCCGCAGCCGGCGACCUUUGAACCCUGCGCGGCGGCCAAGACUCCCUCGGUGCUGCCAUCCCGCAACCGGCGACCUUUGAACCCUGCGCGGCGGCCAAGACUCCCUCGCUGCUGCCAUCCCGCAACCAGCGACCUUUGAACCCUGCGCGGCGGCCAAGACUCCCUCGCUGCUGCCAUCCCGCAACCGGCGACCUUUGAACCCUGCGCGGCGGCCAAGACUCCCUCGCUGCUGCCAUCCCGCAACCAGCGACCUUUGAACCCUGCGCGGUGGCCAAGACUCCCUCGGUGCUGCCAUCCCGCAACCGGCGACCUUUGAACCCUGCGCGGCGGCCAAGACUCCCUCGGUGCUGCCAUCCCGCAACCGGCGACCUUUGAACCCUGCGCGGUGGCCAAGACUCCCUCGGUGCUGCCAUCCCGCAGCCGGCGACCUUUGAACCCUGCGCGGCGGCCAAGACUCCCUCGGUGCUGCCAUCCCGCAACCGGCGACCUUUGAACCCUGCGCGGCGGCCAAGACUCCCUCGCUGCUGCCAUCCCGCAACCAGCGACCUUUGAACCCUGCGCGGCGGCCAAGACUCCCUCGCUGCUGCCAUCCCGCAGCCGACGACCUGUGAACUCUGCACCCACGGCUGGCGACCUUUGAACCUUGCACAGCAGCCGAGUCAACUUUGCUACUUCUGCUGGCGACCCUUGAACUCUCCAGGGGUUACCUACCCCACCCCAGAUUCUGCAGCCCCACCCACUUCUUUGCUCGGACAGUGGGUUUAAAUGGUGCCAUGGAAGAAUCUGAAGAGUCUCCCAAGACCUGACUCCUGGGAACGGACGCAACAGAGAAACAGGCUUGCACUGGCCUGGGAUAUGGCCGCUGGGCGGCGGAUGCUGGGUGUGGCCUGGGCCGCCCUGGGGACAGGGGUGCUGGGGCUGCCGUGCCGCGGCACGGCCUCCCUUGCCUCCCGGAUGGCAGCGUACCGGAGGAUGUGGAAGCCUGUGGAGCCCCAGGGGUGGGCUGAGCAGUACAGGGAGCGAUUCAUCCCCUUCUCCAAGGGGCAGCUGGUCAGCACCCUUCUCAAGGAGUUCCACUCUUCCAGUGAUGCCGAGCGCGCCUCCUUCCUGGCCUUCGUGGCACGGGUGGACUCUUCCCUCCUGCAUCGCUACCAUUCACUCCUGGGGCACUUGCAGGCUCUCUACGACCCCAUUAACCCCGACCGGGACACCCUGCCAGAGUUGGCUCUGAGUGACACCGAGCGCCUGGCUAAGGAGCGGCAGGUCCUGGCUGAGUUGGAACCGGUGCUGGAUCAGGCCAACUUCAACAGCCUGUCGGAGGAUGCCCUGGCCUACGCCCUCAUCAUGCAUCACCCUCAGGAUGAUGUCCAGGUUUCAGUGAACUUGGAUCAGUACGAGUACAUCCGGUUCUGGGCCCUUGGCCAGCGUGUUGGAGUCCUCCCGAUUAAAUCCACGCUGGGGCCCCGGAAGGGGCUAUUCAGCACAGCCCGGACCCCUGCGGAAAGGCAUUAUUUCAAGCGGGUGCUGGUGGCGGCCCGGCCCAGGAACGCCCACCUGGUGCUGAAGUGCUUCAAGGACAUCCCCUUGGAGGUGCUGGAGCAGCUGCUGCCAGCCGUGAGGAUCCGCACGUCCAUCUUCUACAAGACGCUGCUGAACGUCACGCUGGUGGUGAGCGGGCUGGUCCUCUUCGUCAAUGUUGGCAUGGUGGUGCUGUCCGACCUCAAGAUUGGCACCAGUUUUCUGCUGCUCUGCUUCGCCGCCUUCAUGACCUUCCGCGCCUGGAAGGUGUUCAGGCAACGGCGGAACAUCCACUCCCUGGAGCUGGCGCACAUGCUGUAUUACCGCAGCACCUCCAACAACUCGGAGCUGCUGGGGGCACUGGUGCUGCGGGCCCAGGAGGAGCAUGCUAAGGAGCUGAUCCUGGCACACAGCUUCCUGCGCCAGCAGCCAGCCCGGCCCCCGCACGGCCUCGCAGACCCUGAGACCGUGGCUGGCCUUCAGGAGCAUGUCCAGUCGUGGCUGCGGCUCCACUCAGGCCUGGAAGUCUCCUUCUGUGCCGACCGUGCCUGCCGGCACCUGCUCAACCUAGAGGGGGGGCACCAGGCUGAUCCUGCCGUAGCCCCUGGGUCCCACUGAUGCCCCCUGGCCAUUUGCAGCGUGGGCACCCCCGAUCCCUCCUCCUGGCUGUGCUACAGCUGCUAUGGGAGGAAGGGCAGGGACAGCACUGGAGGGGGGGCCCCCUAUGGAGCAUGCAACACCCAGGAAGGGGAGAAGAAAUGAGCCCCAUGCACACACACUCUUGAGCAUGUUCCUGGUGCCUUCUGGGAGUCCCGCCAACUCCCAUGCUUGGCAUGGCCCUGCUGUUACCCAGCUAUUGCCAGGGCUGGAUUGUUGGGUCGUUAACCCCUCUGGGCCGCCUGGUGCCCGAGGGGUUCUGCUGGCCACCAUUCAGGAAGGAUGCGUGGAUGUUAGCAUGGGAGCACUGGCUCACUGACACCAAUGGGUCAAAGGCCAUUCAGCCGGGAGGGCUCUGGCCCCAUUACAGCUCCCCCACCUCCCGCAAGGCAUUUGGACCCUGGAUUUCCCUUCUCUUUGGCAGAAAGAGAGUCCCCAAAGCCCACCCGCCCAAACCCUCCCUGCUGUACCCGGACCCCAGCACUGGCUGCCCAUGGCGCAUGGAUUUGCACCCAGCGCCUCUCUUGGAGUGAGCGUCCGCACUGCUGUCAGAGGAGCGGGACUGGCCCACCCGACCCGAGCCAGUGGGGCUGUAUGCAGAAUUCAGGCCGUGAUUUUCAACGGCCCAGCCGGUUGGCAGGGGCAGCUUCACUCUGGCUCCUCCCAUGAUUUCCUAGGCUGCUGAUUUUCACAACGCCUGGCCUCGAUUUAUGUGCGAGAAAGAGACUUUCGGGCAGGAGUGGAAGAACGCUGGGCUUCCUCCCCCCAAAUGAAAGCACUUUAGUCGCCACGGGUGGGACUGCUCACAGCACACCUCCCAUUGCGCCAGGGCCAGUUCACGCCUGCGGGGGAGUUGCCCACAUUGACUCCGGGCUAGUCAGGCUCCAAGCCAGCACCUUUCCCUAGAGGGGGGGAGAGAACCCAGGAGUCCUGGCUCCCAGCCCUGGGUGUGUGACGAUAAAAUGUCUUAGCCUUAGGAGCCCAGCUUUAUUCCCCGGCCUGAAAGCCUCUGCGGGGAAGGGAGUUUCUACUGUAUUUGCAGUGCAAUAAAGAGGUUUCUUGUUUGA
Dermochelys coriacea (leatherback sea turtle) is the source of this 3797-nucleotide messenger RNA. RefSeq names its product transmembrane protein 143 (gene TMEM143). Gene Ontology annotation, cellular component: mitochondrion. The transcript has 8 exons. The coding region runs from base 1321 to 2691 and encodes 456 amino acids. The record is from RefSeq and is a predicted model, not a curated record. NCBI's taxonomy places the organism in Eukaryota, Metazoa, Chordata, Testudines, Dermochelyidae.